Messenger RNA from Apis florea (little honeybee), 1887 nucleotides. Its product is annotated as glucose dehydrogenase [FAD, quinone]. NCBI's taxonomy places the organism in Eukaryota, Metazoa, Arthropoda, Insecta, Hymenoptera, Apidae. Gene Ontology annotation, molecular function: flavin adenine dinucleotide binding; oxidoreductase activity, acting on CH-OH group of donors. The record is from RefSeq and is a predicted model, not a curated record.
AGAGGUGGAAUUAAAAAAAAAUGGCAUUAACUACUUUGCUGAGUACUACAUCGAUUCUUGGAUUUACCUUGAUUCCUCUUCUAGCUAUCGGUUUAACCAUAUACAAAUACAAUCAAGAGGAUCCAGAAUCUCAUCCUUUUGAUACAGAACAGCUUUUACGAAUGUACGAUUUUAUAGUGGUUGGCGGAGGAAGCGCCGGUGCAGUGAUCGCAUCGAGAUUGUCAGAGAUAUCUAAUUGGACCGUGCUACUCUUGGAGGCAGGAGGCGACGAGACCGAAAUUUCCGAUAUUCCUUUAUUGGCUGGUUAUACCCAACUGACAGACAUGGAUUGGAAAUAUCAAACUUCACCGCCGAGCUCAUCGGCCUAUUGCCUCGCCAUGAUCGGUGACAGAUGCAACUGGCCACGAGGAAAAGUGCUCGGCGGGAGCAGUGUAUUGAACGCCAUGGUUUAUGUCCGGGGUAAUCGCCACGACUACGACAAUUGGGCCAGACAGGGCAACACCGGCUGGAGUUACGAGGAGGUGCUUCCAUACUUUCUGAAAUCCGAGGACAACCGGAACCCGUACCUGGCCAAGACCCCGUAUCACAACACGGGCGGUUAUCUAACCGUCCAGGAAUUCCCGUGGCGGAGUCCAUUAUCGAUCGCGUUCCUCCAAGCCGGUCAAGAGCUCGGCUACGAGAAUCGCGACGUGAACGGCGCGAAUCAGACCGGGUUCAUGCUGACCCAGGCAACGAUCCGGCGGGCCAAUCGUUGCUCCACGGCCAAGGCGUUCCUCAGGCCGGUGAAGAACAGGAAGAACCUUCACAUAGCGAUGAAAACGCACGUGUUGAGAGUGAUCUUCAACGAGGGGAGGAGGGCCAUCGGCGUCGAGAUUCUGAGACACGGUCGCCACCAAGUGAUACGCGUCAGACGCGAGGUCAUUCUGUCUGCGGGGGCGAUCAACACUCCCCAACUGUUGAUGCUGUCCGGUAUAGGGCCCAAGGAGCACCUGGCCGAGUUCGGCAUCCCCGUGAUAUCGGAUCUCAGGGUCGGUGAUAAUCUUCAGGAUCACGUGGGCCUCGGUGGAUUCACGUUCAUCGUGGACGAACCGAUCAGCCUGAAGAGGGACCGUUUCCAAACCGUGCCCGUGAUAAUGCAAUACAUUCUGAACCAGAGGGGACCGAUGACCAACUCCGGGGUGGAGGGCAUCGCGUUCGUCAACUCGAGAUACGCGGAUAACGAUUAUCCCGACAUCCAGUUCCAUUUUCUUCCAAGCUCGAUCAAUUCGGACGCGGAACAGAUCAGAAAGAUUCUCGCGCUUAGGGACAGCGUGUACAACACGAUGUACAAGCCGUUGAGCGGGGCCGAGACAUGGUCUAUACUUCCUCUCCUCCUCAGGCCGAAGAGUUCCGGUUGGGUACGGUUGAAGAGCAGGAACCCGUUGGUCUAUCCCGACAUCAAUCCGAAUUAUUUCACUCAUAGGGAGGACAUGGAUGUGUUGGUGGAGGGGAUAAGGAUAGCGAUGCAGGUGUCGAACACGACCGCGUUCAGGAGAUUCGGUUCGAGGCCGCACACGAUCCGCAUGCCCGGCUGUCACAAGUAUCCGUUCGACACGUACGACUAUUGGGAGUGCGCGAUCAGACAUUUCACGUUUACAAUUUAUCAUCCGGUGGGCACGUGCAAGAUGGGGCCAAGGAUUGAUCCCACGGCCGUCGUGGAUCCCAGACUCAGAGUGUACGGAGUGAAGGGAUUAAGGGUGGCCGACGGAUCCAUCAUGCCUAAAAUCGUGAGCGGGAAUCCGAACGCGCCGAUAAUUAUGAUUGGCGAGAAGGCGAGCGAUAUGGUGAAGGAGGACUGGAUGCGACGCUACAGGAACGAGAAUCGAUUCGUGAGAAGUUGACGGAAUU